UGUUCACAAUGCAGAAUUGUGUGAACUUAUAAUGUACUCAUCUAUCAGUGGAGCUUGAUAACCGCUGGUAUUCUUUCACUUUUUUAUUGUAAUGAAAAGAGCAAACUAGACAUUUUGCUAGGUAGCUCAUUUAUGUUCCAAGCUACAUGAUGGUAAAUAAAUGGCCGAAUUUCAUUUCAGGUAAACUAUUCUUUGUGUGUCCUGUUAAAGGUAGUUGUUCAUGAAUCAUCCAUUCUGGAAUCUGUAGGCAGGUUUAUUUAUACACCACGUCAACGGUAGUUUAAAGCUCUUUACAUAAAAAUGACUUUUUAAAAAUAGUAGUCAUAAAAAGGUACAUAAGAAAUAAUAAGGAGCAAAAUUCGGGACACCCCUGAUAACUUUUGGAAGCUUUUUCCAGCUGUGGGUGGCAUAUUAGCUAAAUGCCUUCUCACCAGCAUAUCUGCACGGUAUUUUGUAACAAGGCCAUUAUGGGAAUUCCAUACAAUUAAAAGUAUUCUGAAAUGGAACGGGAAGCCAAUAUAAUGACCUAAUGACUGAUAAUAAGCUCAGUUUUUUUGGUUUUGGUCAGGAGCCUGCAGCAGUGUUUUGUAUGAGCUGUAACUGUCUAAUAGUCCUCCAGGGAAGGCCAGUGAGAAAUCUAUUGCAGUAAUCUACCCUGCUGCUCAUGAAUGCAUGAAUAAGCUUCUCUUGUGCACGAAGGAUCUGAUUUGUACUGUUUUAGAUGGUAAUAGGCUGAUUUAGUUAGUGCUUUUAUAUGGUUUUUGAAAUAAUAUUCCAGAAUGAUACCAAGGUUCCUGACUUUGAUAUUUAAUAUUUAUUGCCAAAUAUAAUUACCGCUUCUUUGUCUUAAGUUUAUUCAACUUGGAAUGCUGUAAAUUUUAUUUAUGCACUGGCACAGACUAUGGGACUGAAGUCACUUGGAGAGAGAUCAAGGUAGAUCUGGGUGUCAUUUGCACAGCUGUGAUAAGCAAUAUUUUUGUUCUCAAUUAUAUGGCCAAUGGGAGCAUAUAUAAAUCGAAUAGUUCAGGCUCAAGGAUUGAAACUUAAGGAAGUCCAUGUAUCAAGGCAGCCCAGUUAGAUUGGUAAAUGUUCACAAAGUUGCACUCCCUGCUAAAUAUGGCCUGAACCAUCUAAGCACUGUCUCAGAGAGUCCUACCCACAUUUUCAGUCUGUUAAAGAGUACAUUGUCAUCGACCAAAGUCCAAAACCAACAUUUUGUCUGAAUCAGUAUUUAAAGAGACGGUUCACCCCAAAAAUGUGAAUUUUGCCAUCUUUUACUCCUCUUAAGUUGUUCCAUACCUGUAUGAGUUUAUUUCUUCUUUUGAACACAAACAGUUGCUGGGAUACUUUCCACACUAUGGAAGUCAAUGGGGUCCAUCAACUGUUUGGUUACAUUCUUCAAAAUAUAUUUUGUGUUCAGCAGAAGAAAGAAACUCAUAUAGGGUUGGAACAACUUGAGUAAAUAAUGAAAAUGUUCAUCUCAUUAAGUAAAUAUCUUAUUCAGUGCUGCCUCUGUGCUGUUUAGAAACAUUGCAGCGGCACCAUUUUAGAUAAUAUUGCAGAUUUUUGUCAUUUAUUGGAGAUGUAAUUGUGCAUGCUUGUUUCUCAAUUUUUACAUUUACAAUACAUUUGCCUCAUCUGAUGCUCCCUUAAAGUUAAUCAUUAAAAAGUCUCUUAUAUUUAGCAAAUCUCUUGAAUACAAAUUAAUCUACUUUUACUGUAAUGAUGUAGCAUCUUAAAUGGCUGAUUUUAGUAUUUUAUUUUUAAUUUAUAUGCAAAAAAAGUAGCCAUUUAUCGGCUUGUGGCCAUAACAUGAAAUAAGUGUUUUAUUAGUAACAGCCACAAUUUUAAUAUGGGUGCAUUACUAGUCCAGUCCGUUCAAUCCCAGGCACCAUCGGAAGUGGCAUUAACUAGUCUAUUACCAAUAGUAACGUGGGCGCUUUAUAUAAACUACAUCUAAUCCAUGAUCCAUAACAAAUAUAACCCAGUACUGUUGAUUUCAUGUCGUUUGUCCGCUGUUGGACAGCGUUAUUUUGUUUGAUCGCGAGCUCCGCAGCGCCCCCCUGCAGCUCGAAAACUUUCCCGUCUCGAAGUGAUUUCCUCCCCUGUUUUUACUUCCUGUUUUCUAAGGGAGUCACUUAACUCAGAUCGUUUCUCCUCAUCAGGGUUUCACUAUGCGUUUCUCCUUCUGCCGGUAGUUUUUACCGAUCUCUCCGUAGGGAUUUCGGGACAUCCACACGUAUAUUCUGCUUUAGAUGGAGGUCGGAGGGCUGAAGUCAGUCGUGUCUACGGCUCUAAUGGAUUUUACGUAGACUUGUGUUUUGUUUUAAUGCCUUUUACUGCCUUCCUGGUCGUUUUAACAUCAUUCGGUUUCCUCCUCCGCUGAGUGUCCAGCCUCGACCGCCCCUUUAACUCCAGCAACAAUGUAACUAACUCGAUCGCUUGUUCAUCUGUCUUCCGCCGAGCUCGACUCCGAAGACCGCCGCGCGCGAUCGCCGCUAUUAAAGUUUGACGCUGUAGUCACGUUAUCGUGUAUUUCUUCGCCAAACUUUACGAUGGCCGAGCUGCAGCGGCCGACGCUGUGUUGCUGUCGGAAAGUGCUGACCGUGCCCGGUAACAAGUCCUGCGAGGGCGGCCGGAGUCUGGCGCACUGUCGCCUGGUGGACGUCGCGUCGGCGUCCAACUUCCACAGCUUUAAACUCCGACAUUUCCACCUGGACCUCCACCUGAACUUCGCCGUCAAGAGGAUGACGGGAUGGCAGGUUCUGGAGCUCACGCCCGUCCAGCCCGGCGUCCAGUCGCUCAUUCUGGACACGCAUCCUUCGUUAUUAAUUCAUUCCGUGGACUGCAAGGUGCCCGGCGCCUCCGGUGCUCCCGACGUGUUUUUGUCGCUCACCUACCGAAUAGAACCGUUUACCGAUUACGGAUCCUCUCUGAACAUCAGCCUCCCUGCCGCGGUGAUCCGGCCGCACCGGGCUUUCCGUGUCACCAUCCGCUACACUACCACAGACGGCCCUGCGAUUUGGUGGCUGGAUGCCGAACUGACAUGCGGACAAACCCGACCAUUGGUCUUCACUCAGGGUCACUCGGUCUGCAACCGGUCAUUUUUUCCCUGUUUUGACACGCCAGCCAUCAAAAGCACCUACUCUGCCACUGUCAGGGUACCAGAGGGUGUUACAGUGUUGAUGAGUGCCUCAAGAAGUGCAUACUCUAAACAGGACAGGGUUUUCCAGUUCUCCAUGGAGUACCCUGUCCCAGCCUACUUGGUUGCCCUGGUGGCAGGAGACCUACAGCAUGCAGACAUUGGGCCCAGGAGUCGUGUGUGGGCAGAGCCCUGCAUCCUGACGUGUGCGGUCAGUAAACUAGGUGGCAGUGUGGAGCGCUGGCUUAAUGUGGCAGAGGGCCUUUUUGGGCCUUAUGUAUGGGGAAGGUACGACAUGGUGUUCCUUCCUCCUUCAUUCCCCAUCGUUGCCAUGGAGAAUCCCUGUCUUACUUUCAUAAUUUCCUCCAUACUGGAGAGUCAAGAGUUUCUGCUGAUUGAUGUCAUCCAUGAGAUUGCUCACGGCUGGUUUGGCAAUGCGGUCACCAAUGCUACAUGGGAAGAGAUGUGGCUCAGUGAGGGUCUGGCCACUUAUGCUCAGAGGCGCAUUACCACUGAGGCCUAUGGAGAAGCCUUCACUUGUCUUGAGACUGUGUUCCGUCUAGAUGCUCUUCACAGACAGAUGCGUCUUCUUGGAGACAACAAUCCUGUCAGUAAGCUGCAGGCCAAAUUUGAGCCAGGUGUAAACCCCAGCAGUCUAAUGAAUCUGUUCACCUAUGAGAAAGGCUUCUGCUUUGUUUCUUACCUCUCACAGCUGUGUGGCGACAUCAAGAGAUUUGAUAGUUUUCUUAGGGCCUACAUUGAGAAGUUCAGAUUCAGCAGCGUAAUCGCUCAGGAUCUGUUGGACUUUUUCCUUGGCUUCUUCCCUGAGCUGAAGGAGAGCUGCGUUGCUCAACGAGAGGGUCUGGAAUUUGAGCGAUGGCUAAAUGGCUGUGGUCCUCCGUUAUGUGAACCAGAUCUCUCGGCGGGUAGAGCUCUAACAGGCCCUGUUCAGCACCUGUGUGAUCUUUGGGGCUUGGAUUCCCCUGACCCCCAAGUGAUCUCUACAUUUGACCUCUCCUCCUGGAGCACCUUUCAGACCGUCCUCUUCCUGGACCGACUUCUAGACCGCUCACCUCUGUCUCAAGAGGUGAUGAGUCUUUUGUCAAGCUGCUACUCUGCGUUGUUGGACGGCAUGAACGCUGAAGUCCAGAUUCGAUGGCUGCAGAUUGUAGUGCGGAACAGCUUUUAUCCCGAUCUGGCCCGAGUUCGCAGCUUCUUGCAUAAACAUACCUCACGGAUGUACACAGUGCCCCUUUACGAGGAUCUGUGCGGAGGGGUGAUGAAGUGUUUUGCUGUGGAGGUAUUUUAUCAAACUCAGGCCCGUUUGCACCCAAAUCUACGCAGGACACUUCAGCAGAUACUGUUCCAAAGCAGCGCUCUCAACACCAGCACAGCUCCAUCUCUACUCACAUCACCACCCUCUGCCUCUUCAUCGCCCACAGACCCGCCUGCCAACGGGACCAUCGCCCUACGAGACGUCAAUGUGUCCGCAUGAGUUCAAAACUUCUGUGGAGAAGCAGAAGGUUUGGGGUGAAAAGCCAGAAGGGCAGAACAGGACAGGAAUUGAACUCCUUGGCUCAGACUGGACCAUAGCAAUGCAUUGUGGGAGGCCAGCGCUGAUGGGUGUACACACUCUCACCAACACUGGGAUGUCUAUUUAUAAAGGCAGACACUGAUUUUCAUAAGCUAAUCAUAAAGCUGCUCAGGGCUGUGGAACAAAGAGGAGGACAAAUGUUUGUGAUGGUUAUUAUCCCAUCACCUGUGUGUGUGUGUGUGUGUGUGUGUGCACGCGCCCGCAUAUGGAUAGGGGUAUGUCAGUAUCAAGGAUACUGGUUGCCAUCUGCUAGCCAUUACCUUUUUGAGUGUGUGGAUGUGUGUCUAUGUUUAUUUUUGUGGGUGUUUUGCAUAUGUUCCUCUGGCCUAUGCACAUCAUCUCAUGUUGUGUUUGCAUCUGUUCUCUGAGAAAUCAAUUGGAGGACUUAAGAUUUCAGAGACUUUCCUUUUGCUAGCUACACAGAGGUGUUCUGAGGAGGACCAAUCCCUGACUAAUCGCCUUCCUGGACAGUGUUUGAAAACUGGCGUGAAUGCACACAGUCUGUACUCAUUGUGCAAAUCUGAUCAUGGCCUAAUGAAGAUCCUGCAGAACCAACACGCUCUCAGCUUUUCUUUGAUAAAUAGAUUGUUUCCUUUUUGUUUAAACUGGAAUCUGUCUUUCUCAAGCUUCUCUUUCCUGGUGCUAACCACUCAACGUUAAGUCUCAGGUAUAUCAAGACAGAAGAAGUGGAGCCAUGUUAGUGCCUUUCAAACCUUUCAACACUGUGGGUGUUUUCAACACUUCUGUUCAAACGAACAGCCUGAAUUUGUUAUUUGAGCCAUACUAGGGUGACAUUGGUAACUACGGUAUUGUCCUAAAUACGUUUGUGCGAAAGGUUGUUUUCAGGAAUUGAGAUGCUGUGGUGAUUUUUUUUUUUUUAAACAAUGCAUUUUUUAUUUUACAAUAGGCAAAUUUCCUUUAAAUUAGCAUAUAUCAAAGAGAAGGUAACAGAUUAUGAUUUGUGAGAAUGCAAUGAGCGUGAUGGGUGUUCAGGGUGGGGUUAUAGGUGGAUGGGUCCAAGCUGAUCAUCAGUGGCCUUAACUACAAGCACAGUGGAAGACAGGUUCAGUUUUACAGGUAAUAAAGACAUCAGAGAGCACUUUGUGUUGUGUCUGAGGAUCCAACCUUGGAUUUUACUUUCUUGCAUAUGUGGCAGACACUCAUCAUCAGCAAGUUUCUUUAACUUGUAGAAUCAUAGCUUUUUUGAUUGAGGCUUAAACACUGCACAGCCAACAAUAAAAGGGGUUGUUUUCCAUCCUCA
Onychostoma macrolepis is the source of this 5997-nucleotide messenger RNA. RefSeq names its product arginyl aminopeptidase like 1 (gene rnpepl1). The record is from RefSeq and is a predicted model, not a curated record. NCBI's taxonomy places the organism in Eukaryota, Metazoa, Chordata, Actinopteri, Cypriniformes, Cyprinidae. Gene Ontology annotation, biological process: proteolysis. The coding region runs from base 2556 to 4637 and encodes 693 amino acids. Gene Ontology annotation, molecular function: metalloaminopeptidase activity; zinc ion binding. The transcript has 11 exons.